AUGGGAUCAUUGGCGGGAAAAUCAACGCUGGAUGGCCCAGACCUUGAAAACCUGCAGCUUGUCGACCAACAACCAGUUGAUCGGAAGCCGUCUUCUCUGGAUAUAGCUCCACAAAGACCCUCCUUUAGGGAUGGACAAGAACACUUUGGUCGUAAAAGUAUAUUGAGGAGCAUAUUGCGCAGCAUAAAGAUUGCUUUGUUUUCCAACAAGUUAAACUUGUUGAUACCAUGUGGUCCUUUGGCGAUAUUAGUUGAUAAGCUAACAAACCACCAUCUAGGAUGGGUCUUCUUUCUAAGUUUAUUGGGCAUCAUUCCUUUGGCUGAGCGUUUGGGCUGGGCUACCGAGCCCUUUACAAUGACUUUGUUUUGUGUAUCUUCAGUUGGGGGUCUUCUAAAUGCUACAUUUGGCAAUGCAACCGAGCUAAUAAUAUCUAUGUAUGCUCUGAGAAGAGACAUGAUUCGUGUUGUUCAGUUAUCACUGCUUGGGUCGAUUCUUUCUAACAUGUUGUUGGUGCUUGGAUGUGCCCUUUUUGGAGGAGGGAUUAUUCAUUUUAGAAGGGAACAAGUAUUUGACAAGGCAUCUGCAACAAUGAAUUCUGGAUUGCUGUUGAUGGCGGUUAUGGGUCUCAUGUUUCCAGCUGUUCUCCACUUCACACAUACUGAAUUGCAUUUCGGAAAGUCUGAGCUGGCACUUUCGAGGUUUAGCAGCUGCAUUAUGCUGGUAGCUUAUGGUGCAUACAUUUUUUUCCAGCUGACCACUCAGAAGAACCUUUAUGCCCGUUUAAAUGAGGAGGAAGAGAGUCCAGCUAGUGAGGACUCAGAUGACAAUGACGUGCCAGAUAUCUCAAAGUGGGAAUCAGUCGUGUGGCUAUUUAUGUUAACUUCCUUGAUAUCAGUCUUGUCAGAAUAUUUAGUUAAUGCCAUAGAGGGAGCAUCUGUGUCGAUGAAUAUUCCGGUAGCAUUUAUUAGUGUUAUCCUGCUGCCGAUUGUCGGGAAUGCAGCUGAACAUGCAGGCGCCGUUAUGUUUGCUGUUAAAGACAAGCUUGACAUUUCUCUGGCAGUGGCGAUUGGCUCGUCAACCCAAAUAGCAAUGUUUGGGAUACCUUUCACUGUGAUCGUGGGCUGGGCCAUGGGACGGCCAAUGGACUUAAACUUUCAACUAUUUGAGACUGCUACACUCCUUAUGACAGUUCUUGUAGUGGCCUUUAUGCUGCAGGAAGGUACAUCCAACUAUUUCAAAGGACUAAUGCUUCUUUUAUGCUAUCUAAUAGUCGCGGCUAGUUUCUUUGUACAUAUAGACCCGGAAUCCAUCAGUGAGUGA
Messenger RNA from Striga hermonthica, 1320 nucleotides. NCBI's taxonomy places the organism in Eukaryota, Viridiplantae, Streptophyta, Magnoliopsida, Lamiales, Orobanchaceae. The record is from the annotation of a GenBank genome assembly.